Molecule: messenger RNA, 552 nt
Organism: Aspergillus sclerotioniger CBS 115572
Lineage: Eukaryota; Fungi; Ascomycota; Eurotiomycetes; Eurotiales; Aspergillaceae
Exons: 2
Source: RefSeq, a predicted model, not a curated record
AUCCGUAUCCUCCUCCUCGGCGCCACCGGCUUCCUCGGCAGCCGCCCCCUCCCCUCCCUCCUGCAACACUCCCACACCGUGAUCCCCUACAUCCGCACCCCGUCCUCCCUCCCCGUCCCACUCCUCCCCCACCUCCCAACCAUAAUCCAAAGCGACCCUCGCUCCGCAACAACCAUAAAAUCCGCCUUCUUCGACCACAACUGCGACGCCAUCAUCAACGCAGCCGGCUACGCAGCCAUGUUCCCAUGGAGUUCCACCUCACUCCCUGAUAUCGUGGACGCAGUCAUCCAAGCAGCGGUGGAAAUCGGCCGUGAACGGGGACGACCAGUUCGGAGUGGUUUUGAGGUUGGGGUUAGUGCUAACUGUAUGUACCUCUUGUGGGUAAUGAAUAGUAUGCACAUCUUCCCCUCCCAUCAACAAACAAUCGCGAAACUUAACGCACUGCCGAAAUCAAGUUUGAAUUGGUCGUUGCUUUGUCCGGGGGUGAUGUACCCCGCUAGUGAAGAGGUCAUGUAUCCGGCAUGGUGGGGGUGGGGUAGGGAAUGCGGAUGA